AAAAGAAUAAAUUAUAGACAAAGUAUACAUAACCACGCAAUUUACAAAUUCACUGUAACACAUCUCGCCACCACAUCACCGGCAAUGGCGCCACCCAUCGCGGCGUACAUCACGGCCUUCUCCCUCCUCAUCACCGUCGUCUCCGCCGCCGAAACCGGUUACCAUAACCACACUGUCGGUGGCGCCGCCGGAUGGUCCUUCAACUCCACCACCAACACAACCGCCACCAACUACUCUUCUUGGGCUUCUACUCAAACCUUCGACCUUGGCGAUUAUCUCAUUUUCAAUACGAACUCGAACCAAACGGUGGUUCAGACUUACAACAAGACGACCUAUCUGAACUGCACCGCCGAUGAUUCCGACAACGGAACCUUCGUGUACAACGGCGGAAGCCGUGGUUUCGGCGAAGCGUUGACCGUUGCUGUGCCGUUGACCAUAGUUGGACCGAAUUACUUCUUCUCCGACGCCGGCGACGGCGUGCAGUGCCAGCACGGCUUGGCGUUCGAGAUCGCCGUCCUGCGCGGUCUCGGCUUGCCGCCGAGUCUCAACCAGCCGCCUCCGCCGCCGUACCAGGAGCCGCCGGGUCCCGAUGCCGCUCAGUCUCCGCCGAUCACGGUGGCACAGUCUCCCAGCGGCGGCGCGUUCGCGACCCGUGCCGACGUGCGCGUGGUUGUUUACGGCUUCGUUACGGCGUUGGUGCUGCAGUUUCAGUGAGGAAUAGGUUAGCUUACGGUGGGUACGCAUCAUUGGAUAAUUUUUGUUACAGCUCAGAGUUUCCGCGGACGGCGAAAUAUUGGACUUGUUUUUUUCUCAUUUCCUUUUACAUUUCUUUCAUUUGUGAGUUUUUUCUUUUUUCUUCUUCUUUGUAGUUAACAGUAAGAAGUGGAAGUUGUUGUAAUUUUUGGUUGCACGAUACUUUGAAUAAUCAUGUUUUCUGGGCAUUUUAUUUUUCUUUUCAAA
Glycine soja is the source of this 960-nucleotide messenger RNA. RefSeq names its product cucumber peeling cupredoxin-like. Gene Ontology annotation, cellular component: plasma membrane. Lineage: Eukaryota; Viridiplantae; Streptophyta; Magnoliopsida; Fabales; Fabaceae. The coding region runs from base 85 to 714 and encodes 209 amino acids. The record is from RefSeq and is a predicted model, not a curated record. Gene Ontology annotation, molecular function: electron transfer activity. The transcript has 2 exons.